Molecule: messenger RNA, 2776 nt
Organism: Brassicogethes aeneus
Lineage: Eukaryota; Metazoa; Arthropoda; Insecta; Coleoptera; Nitidulidae
Source: the annotation of a GenBank genome assembly
UUCAAUGUCCAAUCCGGAUUAAAUUUUAAAACACAAAAUUAACGACAGUGUUUCCUUGACAACCCACAACAAAUGGUGACUGUAGUGUUUAUCUUUAAAACCGAAAAAUGCAAAUAAACUAAACUUGCGAUGAGACGCCAAAAAUGGUCGAAACACUCAACCAAAGUGGACGUCCAUCUAGCUCGACGUGGUUUAUUUUGACGACCCCUUUUUCAUCCAUCAUCCGCCACCAUUAUAACCUCCAAACAAAGGCACAAAAGAAGUUUUUGCCGAUAAAGUUCCAUUCAUCAAUUGUCCGAAGAAAUUGGCUGUGGAAGGCGGUCGUACGGUUCUUGACACCGAUGUCGCAGUCGCCUGGAACCGGCCAACCAAGACUGGCUUGCUGCGGGUAGUUUUCAGCUGUUUCAGGGCCCCGGCCAGCCGCGAUUUUCCUUGCCGGUGCUGCAGCAGUAUGUCCGGUGCACCCCUACAGUGAACUCGUGAACCUACAGGUGAUUGAAUUUUACUAAAGUUGUGGUGUCAUUCUCAAGUUUUUGGAUAUUGUGCAUCAAGUAUUCUAUUUUCAUGGCAUACUUUAUUUAUUAAGAAAUGACCGCCACAAAAUCAAAUCUCAAAUAAAACGAUGUGAUAACUCAAAAAGCUCAUACUACCGAAAAAAAUUGCUCAUUAUUGCUCAAAAAUGACAUUGGAAGGCAUGGAUAUGGAAAAUUCUGACAUGCGAACAAUGACCUUCACCUAUCCGUCCAAAGAUAUGUUCUGCGACGUAUCAGAUAAGAUGGACAGCUCAGUGGAACCGAGCACUCUGGAGAUGCUGCAGAACAUCCCCAUGCUCGAAGCUCAAAGUCCAGAAUACCUGCCCAACGACGUACAAAGCUGCAUCGAGGUCGAGUCCACGAACCUCAUCAGCAUUCCUGAGACUCAAAUCGUGGAGAUACAGUUCUUCGAAGAGCAAAUCAUCUACAACUCGGAGCUGAUGUACGAAGAGACAGUCGCGAAUACAGACGACAUAGACAUGCACGACUCGAACUCGAACAGCCUCCUAGAUGAAAACCUCAUCCUGACGACCUUGAACAACGAGAACAGCCAACCUAGCACCAUGUUGAGCCCGCAGAGCGAAACAGCGGAGGAAACUCCGGAAACGGACCUCACCAGUCUGAACUGGUUGCACAACAUCACCAACAUAAUGUCGGUUCCCAACCUGCCGACGCCGCCUGUGUCGCCCAAGCCCAAGAAGAAGUCCAGCGCCUCGGGUCAGGAAGACUUGACGAUCAACAUCAACUUCUACAAGAAGAAUGGCGACAAGAAACCGCCCUUUUCCUACGCCACCUUGAUAUGCAUGGCGAUGGGAAAAAACGGCAACAAGAUGACGUUGUCGGCUAUAUACCACUGGAUAAGAGAGAAUUUUUUGUACUACAGGAAAGCCCACCCCAGUUGGCAGAACUCCAUAAGGCACAACCUCUCUCUGAACAAGUGCUUCAUGAAGGUGGCCCGAUCGAAAGACGAACCCGGUAAAGGAGGUUUCUGGAAACUCGACCUUGAAAGGCUGCAGGAAUCCCGACGGGCGAAACGGCGCUCCAGCCUGACGGUGCGGCAACCGCGCAACCGACCGCACUCGCAGCCCCCCAAACCUCCGAGGAAACCGAAACGCUACCGGCCGUCGCAGAGCACGGGGGAGAGGAAACACAACAUCCUCUCCAACAUACAGAUAUGCGGGGAGACGGACAUAGAGAACUUCGACGACAAGAGACAGAAGAAAGAGGCGGAUAGGAAAAGCAAGACUGACGUUAAGGAGGAGGGUGGCAGGCCGUUUGUGCCGGCGUCGAUGCCUAAUCAGGGCGUGGUUACGGAGCCGGUGAGCGCGGUAUUGGGCGAGGACGAACUGACCGGUCUCCUAUUGGCCACGAACGGGUGGGACGAGUGCCAAUUGGAGAUGCUGGACUCGCUUUUGGACUCCCUAUGAGCGAAACAAGGGGGAUUUUUGUAAAUUUUAUUGUAAAUGGGGUUUCUCUAUCAAACGUGUAAUUUUUGCAUUGGUAAUACAAUACACAGAGUGACUUGUGCCUUUUCAACACACGUGUGCUGUUUGUAAAUAAAAUGAAUGCAAUUUUUUUCAUUCUUGUAAUUUUGACAGCUAAAGCAAAAAUGGUCAAUAUUGUACCUUUGCUAUUUAGAGAAUCGCUCAAGGACGACCAAAUUUAAGUUCUAAAUUCCAUGUCCAUUUACUACAAGUUUUUAAAAUGUUGGGAAAAGUCAGAAACCGUUUCAACUGUUUUGUGCUCGCCCUCUGGGUUUAAGUUAAAUAAUAUUGAUUUUUGAAAUGGCAGAAAAGUGGCCAAAAUUAAUUUAAGGAAAAACCAAUAAAGAUAUCACCAUGAAAUUUUAACACCAUAUUGGUGGGGUAUAAAUCUUAAUCCCCAACAAAUUUUAAUUCAAUCGGCUCAGUGGCGGCGAUGUUAUAAGGGUUUAAAUGAUUUAAAUCUUGUUAAAGCAAGUUAAAAAUUAAAUUAAAUUAAAAAUCAAUCAAAAUAUCUUAAUGAAAUUUUUACACAAGUUUUAUAUAUUAAUUAUGUUGACUCUGUACAAAUUUUAAUUUUAUUAGAUCAGUGGCGGAGAAAAUAUACUGUUUUUAAUUUGGCAGGAAAGUAGCCAUAAUUAAUUUAAUAAAAAAACAAUAAAGAUAUCUUUAUGAAAUUUCAACAGCAUAUUGAUUUGGUAUUAAUCUUAAUCCCUAAGAAAUUUUAAUUCGAUCGGCUCAGUGGCGGCGAUUUUAUAAGGG